GUGCUGUGUUUGUGUGACGUUUGGGAUUGACAGAUUCUAGUUUUAUUUAUCUCGAUUUUUGUUUUAAUUGCGAUAAAAGUGAUCUAUAUUCUCAAUUUUAACUGUUUAAUACUUAGAUAUUUAAAAAAUAGUAUUAUAUCUUUCUCUGACUCAUAUACUAAACUAGUGAUUAGUGUUCUGACAUUUGGGUAUGUGAGAUUUUACUUUCAUGUCGAUAAGGUUGCGAGACACUUUUACUCUUUGGCCCGAGAAAACAAUGCAGAGAAAAUUACUAAUUUGCCACACUCUUAAUUGCUAUUCUACUUUUGAUGUUAAAAACAACAUGCAUUAUAUUACCUUACUAUAGAAAUUAUAACUGUAGCGUUUUUAUAAUUAAUAGUAACAAAGUGAAUCUACUGUAAUAAUUUUAAAAUAGGAAAGUGGUUUUCUUUGAAGGAUUAAAUAAGUGUUGAUUAAACAUGUCCUCUUUCUAGAUUUUUUGUAGACAUUUUGUGUAUGAUUAAUUAAGAGGCUAAUAUUAACUUUGGUUAAUGUCUUUUGGUUGUGACAGUUAAGGUUAAAUAGCAGAGGUCAUAAAUUAUGCGAACUUUCUCUUCCCCAAUAUUGCUGCACAAUGAGGAAACUAAAUUUGCUAAAAGUGUGAUUGGUAGAGAUGGAAUACCUGAAUUUGAUCAGUUCUUAGAUUGUUUAAUUAGAGAAAAAAGACUAGAAAUUCUUAAAAGAAAUGGAAUAAACCCAGCUAAUAUGUCCAGUAUUUUACAUAGAGCACGAGCUAAUGCUGCAAAAGCUUUUAAAGAAUUAUAUGACCUUUGGUUUGAUGUAGAAGGAAAUAAAACUCAAUACUUAAAAACUCUAGAAGAAAAACGAAUAAAUCUAUCUAGUGUCUCCAGUAUUUUAAGUAAGGCAGGAGCUAAUGCUGCAAAAGCUUUUAAAGAAUUAUACGAUCUUUGGUUUGAUACAGAAGGAAAAAAAACACGAUACUUAAUAAAACUAGAAGAAAAUGGAGUAGAUCUAGUUCGUAUGUCUAGUAUUUUGCAUGGAGCAGGAGCUAAUGCUCCUAGAGCUUUUAAAGAAUUAUACGAUCUUUGGUUUGAUACAGAAGGAAAAAAAACACGAUACUUAAUAAAACUAGAAGAAAGUGGAGUAGAUCUAGUUCGUAUGUCUAGUAUCUUAAGUGGAGUAGGAGCUAAUGCUACAAAAGCUUUUAAAGAAUUAUAUGACCUUUGGUUUGAUGCAGAAGGAAAUAAAACGCAAUAUUUAAAAACUCUAGAAAAAGAAAGAGUAAAUCUAUCUAAUGUAUCAAGUAUUUUAGGUAAAGCAGGAGCUAAUGCUGCAAAAGCUUUUAAAGAAUUAUAUGACCUUUGGUUUGAUCAGAACGGAAAAAGGACACAAUACUUAAUAAAACUAGAAGAAAAUGGAGUAGAUCUAGUUCGUAUGUCUAGUAUCUUAAGUGGAGCAGGAGCUAAAUCUACAAAAGCUUUUAAAGAAUUAUAUGACCUUUGGUUUGAUGCAGAAGGAAAUAAAACUCAAUAUUUAAAAACUCUAGAAAAAGAAAGAGUAAAUUUAUCUAAUGUAUCAAGUAUUUUAGGUAAAGCAGGAGCUAAUGCUGCAAAAGCUUUUAAAGAAUUAUAUGAUCUUUGGUUUGAUCAGAACGGAAAAAAGACACGAUAUUUAAAAACUCUAGGAAAAGCAGGAAUAAAUCUAUCUAAUAUAUCAAGUAUUUUAGGUGGAGCGGGAGCUAAUGCUGCAAAAGCUUUUAAAGAAUUAUAUGACCUUUGGUUUGAUGCAGAAGGAAAUAAAACUCAAUAUUUAGAGCACUUUAUUAAGAACAAAGAUGGGGAAGAAGGUUUUACAUUACAUAACUUAUCUGGUAUGUUAAGUAGAGCAGGAGUUAAUGCUAAGGGUGCUUUUAAAAAAUUGCAUGAUCUGUGUUUUAAUGAAAAAGGGGAAAGAACAGACCUUUUAGAUGAUUUCUAUAGGGAAGGUUUUAAGCCAAGCAACUUAUCUUGUAUGUUAUGUGGAUCAGGGGUUCAUACUUCUUCUAAUUUAAAAAAGUUGCAUAGUGUUUGUUUUAAUGAGAAAAGGGAAAAAACAAAGCUUUUAGAUGAUUUAUAUAAGGGAGGUUUUAGGCCAUGUGAUUUAUGUAGUAUACUGAGUGGAUCAGUUGAUAGUUUAAAAAAAUUUCAUAAUUUUUGUUUCAUAGGAGAGACAAAAAAGUAUUUAUACCAUUUUUUAAAUAAAGAAGGGGGUUUUACAGCAAGUAAUUUAUCUGGGAUAUUACAUGGAGCAAAAGCUAAUAUUUGUUCUGCUUUAAAAAAAUUUCAUGAUGUUUGUUUUGAUGACACAGGAAACAUAACACAGCUUUUAGAUGAUUUUUAUAAGGAAGGUUUUAGGCCAGAUUAUCUAUCAAAUGUAUUAUCCAUGGCAGGAAAUAAUGCCUCUUCUAUUUUAAGAAAUUUUCACACAUCAUGUUUUAAAGAAAAUCAUUUAAAUCACUUCCUCACCGAGGAAAAACUUUUUACGCCGAAAAAAUUAUCAAAUAAGCUAUUAUAUGGAGUAGGGAUUAAUGUUUGUCACAUUUUUGAGAAGUUACAUGAUCUUUGUUUUGAUAAGGCAGGAAAUAAAACAGAAUAUUUAAACAAUCUUAUCAAAGAUAAUCGUCGGCGUGAGGUAUUUAGUAUACUAUAUGAAAAAGUUAGAAGAGUUCCUUUUACUCCCUUGGAUGAUAUAUCGCUUCAACAACAGAAUAUUAGUGGAAUAGGGAAAAGCAAAUAAGAAGAUGUCAAUGAUCUUGCGCGGUAGUCUUAAGGUAGUCUUAAGUCAAUACUUAAAAACUCUAGAAGAAAAACGAAUAAAUCUAUCUAGUGUCUCCAGUAUUUUAAGUAAGGCAGGAGCUAAUGCUGCAAAAGCUUUUAAAGAAUUAUGCAAUCUUUGGUUUGAUACAGAAGGAAAAAAACACGAUACUUAAUAAAACUAGAAGAAAGUGGAGUAGAUCUAGUUCGUAUGUCUAGUAUCUUAAGUGGAGUAGGAGCUAAUGCUACAAAAGCUUUUAAAGAAUUAUAUGACCUUUGGUUUGAUGCAGAAGGAAAUAAAACGC
This is a messenger RNA of Diatraea saccharalis (sugarcane borer), 3097 nucleotides long. Lineage: Eukaryota; Metazoa; Arthropoda; Insecta; Lepidoptera; Crambidae. The record is from the annotation of a GenBank genome assembly.